Pseudomyrmex gracilis is the source of this 665-nucleotide messenger RNA. RefSeq lists its product as uncharacterized. The coding region runs from base 1 to 594 and encodes 197 amino acids. The transcript is spliced from 2 exons. Gene Ontology annotation, molecular function: DNA binding. Lineage: Eukaryota; Metazoa; Arthropoda; Insecta; Hymenoptera; Formicidae. The record is from RefSeq and is a predicted model, not a curated record.
AUGACGAGCGAGGACGAACGGGGCUCGCGGAUGAGGAACACGGACUUCAGCAUAGCUCGUAUACUGGCGAACGAUACGACGUCGUCGUGUUGCUGCGAGACGCGGUUGUCUCUUGAUGAACGCGACGACGACGCGAUUCGAAACGACGACGACGACGACGGCGUCGCGCGAAAAUCGCGGAAACGCCGCGUCGACGAAGAGGAAAAUAUCGCGCGGGAUAGAGAGACGAAGAACGAGUUGCGGGAACGAUUACUGGGAACGAGAUACGGGAAAGAGGAGGAACGCGAUGAUGAGGAACGCGUCGUUGUCGCGGAAACGAAUAACGACGUUAUUCGCGUGGAUGCGACACGAAGAAGCGAUUUAACGUGGCUUCAUUAUACCAGAUAUAGACCGCCGAAGUUGCCCAGAAGAUCCCUCGUCGAGAAGAGAACGAAGCGACGUGCGGGCGAUCAUCCCCGCAUCCCGUUCUCGUCGUCGCAGUUGGAAGUGUUGGAGAAUAGGUACAGGAGAAGCGCUUAUCUUUCCAGGAACGACGUCAUCGAGAUAUCCGCGACGUUGAGACUGCCGCAGAGCAAAGUACGUCAGAAAAAAUAAAGAUCUGGUUUCAAAAUCGUCGUGCGAGACAAAGACGCGAGUUGCUGAGUUCCACAACGACGACGUCUACG